ACUUUACCGUAGAGUAUAUUCAAUUAGAUAUCAAAUUAAGAAUGUCUGACGAACUUGCACUCCCCCCUCCAAGCUUGGACGAGGAGAUUAUUUCCACCACGAGCUCAUCCUCUUCAUUUGUCCCGGUUGAGCUGCACAUCCAAGAUGCAAUUCAAGUGAUUAACGAACGUAAAGAAUUCAACAAUGAAAUUCUUGAGUACAUUAACACUGCUACUCCAUCUGCGGAAGUGGGAAACAAUUACCAUAUCAUUUCUGUGUUCGGCUCUCAAUCUACCGGUAAGUCUACUCUUUUGAACAAAUUGUUCAACACCAAUUUUGAUGUUAUGGAUGAAACUAAUCGUCAACAGACGACGAAGGGGAUUUGGAUGGCCUACUCACCUCAUAUUUCCAGUACCGGUGCUCAAGUAACGCCUCAAAAGCAACAAUUAAAGGAGAAUGUAUUUGUCAUGGAUGUCGAAGGUACUGAUGGGAGAGAAAGAGGUGAAGAUCAAGAUUUCGAAAGAAAGGCUGCUCUUUUCGCUCUUUCAACUUCAGAAAUUUUGAUUAUCAAUACAUGGGAAACACAAAUUGGGCUUUAUCAAGGUGCAAAUAUGGGAUUACUUAAGACUGUUUUUGAAGUUAACUUGUCGCUUUUCGGUAAAUCUAAAGUAAACAAUGCUUCAAAUGAUCAUAAGGUUUUACUUCUCUUUGUAAUUAGAGAUCAUAUCGGAGUUACUCCAAAGGAAAGUCUUGCAGCCACUGUGAAGCAAGACUUGCAAAAAAUUUGGGAAUCUUUGAAUAAACCUUCUGAAGUUGCACACCUCAAAUUUGCUGAUUUCUUUGAUGUUGGAUUUCAUACUCUUAGUCAUAAGGUUUUACAAGCUGAUAAGUUUUUAGAAGAUGUUCUGCUUCUUGGUGAUAAACUUGUUGAUCCUAAAAAUCCAGAAUAUCUUUUCAAGCCUUAUUAUCAUCAUAGUAUCCCAGUUGAUGGUUGGACAAUGUAUGCCGAACAAUGUUGGGAACAAAUCGAUAAUAAUAAGGAUUUGGAUUUACCAACUCAACAAAUUUUGGUUGCCAAGUUCAAGUGUGACGAGAUUUUGAAUGGUGUUUAUGAAGAAUUCCUUGAUAAAUUCCGUGGAAGAGUUCUUUCACAAGAGAUUAGCAAUGAAGUUGAAGUGGAUUACAAGGAACUUGGGUUAUUGUUUACAGAUUUACAACAUGAUACUAUUGAAGAUUAUGAUAUUUCUGCUUCAAGAUACAACAAAAAUGUAUUUGAACAAAAGAGAUUAGUACUUUUAGGUAAGAUCACUGAGAAAUUUAAAGAAGUUUUCGAUCAACAUAUGAAGAAUUUGACUUCUUCAACAGUGAAGCAAUUCAAAGAAAAAUUAACUUCAAAAAGAAAGAGAGCUGCUAAUGCUUCUACUGGAUCUGCUGAAUCAUUUAUUAACAUUGUUUCAGAAACAAAGUUAUCUUCAAUUCAAGAAUUUACUCAAAAGGCUAAAUUUAUCUCACUUGAUGGUAAAUUGGAUUUCAAGGCAUUUGAAAAUAAAUUAAAUACAAAAUUGGAAGAGGUUGUUAGCGGACAACAAGUUUCUGAGUUGAAUAAUUUUAUCAAUAAGGCAUUGAAAAAGCUUUCUAGCGGUAUGACCAAGACUGUGGCUGCCCAAUUGAGUGAACCUGAAGAACAUAGUUGGGACGCCAUCCUUGGAGUUUUCCACUCAUUGGUUGAUGAACCCUUAAAGAAGUUUGAGACUGUUGAUGGUAAAUAUGAUUUCCAAUUGGGAGCUUCUGAUGAAUUGAAUUCAAUUACUGCAACUACUUUUAAAUUUAAAGCAUGGACUAAAUUUUAUGAUGUUGUCCGUAAGUAUGUUUCCAAGGAAAAUCUCUUGACAAUUUUAAAGGAUAGAUUUGAAACCAAAUUUAGAUAUGAUGAAAAUGGUUUACCAAAGUUGUACCAAAAUGUUCAUGAAUUAGGGAUCAGUUUCAAGGAGGCUAAAGAGUACGCAUUAAAGGUUGUUCCAUUUGUUUCAUUUGCCAAACUUAGUAAUAGUAGUGCUAUUUUACCAGAAUUUGAUAUUUUCGAUAAGAAAUUAAAGCGGAAGUAUAACAAUUCAAACGGGUUGUCCAGUGCUGCAACUACAAUCGAACAACAUGUAUCUGAAGAUGAAGACGAUGAUGACGAGGAAGAUGAGGAAAAUACCUUUUCAGAGAUUAUCAAUGAAACAGAUAAGGCUGCUGUAUUGGCUAAAUUUAAGAGGGAAACUGAUGCUGUAUUUGUUGAGACAAACCGUUCCAUUGUUCAGCAUAUUACCCAGAUUCCAUAUUACAUUUACUUGAUCAUUGUACUUUUAGGAUGGAAUGAGUUUAUGGCUGUCAUCAGAAACCCAUUUACAUUCCUGUUGGCAUUGAUCUUUGGUGCUGGAUUUUACGUUAUGUGGACACUCAAUUUAUUACGUCCAGCAUCAAUUGUUGCGCAAAAGAUGGUUGAUGAAUGUAUUUUGUUGGCAAAGGAAAAGUUCCGUGAAUGGGUUGUAGAUGAACAUCAAACUCACGGAAGAAAUCUUGGAAAGAUAUCUGGAGGAAAUGAGAGCGAAGAAGAAAUCGAGCUCGACGAUCUUUCAAGGACCAAUAGUGAGUAGUAUUAAUAUCAUGGAUAUCAAUAUAUAAUGAAGAAAGAA
[Candida] anglica is the source of this 2657-nucleotide messenger RNA. The record is from the annotation of a GenBank genome assembly. NCBI's taxonomy places the organism in Eukaryota, Fungi, Ascomycota, Pichiomycetes, Serinales, Debaryomycetaceae.